AUGAACAGCUACCACACCAUGAACAGCUACCACACCAUGAACAGCUACCACACCAUGAACAGCUACCACACCAUGAACACCAUGAACAGCAUGAACACCAUGAACAGCUACCACACCAUGAACAGCAUGAACACCAUGAACAGCUACCACACCAUGAACAGCAUGAACACCAUGAACAGCAUGAACACCAUGAACACCAUGAACAGCAUGAACACCAUGAACAGCAUGAACACCAUGAACAGCAUGAACACCAUGAACAGCAUGAACACCAUGAACACCAUGAACACCAUGAACACCAUGAACAGCUACCACACCAUGAACAGCAUGAACACCAUGAACACCAUGAACAGCAUGAACAGCAUGAACACCAUGAACAGCAUGAACAGCUACCACACCAUGAACAGCAUGAACAGCAUGAACACCAUGAACACCAUGAACACCAUGAACAGCUACCACACCAUGAACAGCAUGAACACCAUGAACACCAUGAACAGCAUGAACAGCAUGAACACCAUGAACACCAUGAACAGCUACCACACCAUGAACAGCAUGAACACCAUGAACACCAUGAACAGCAUGAACACCAUGAACACCAUGAACAGCAUGAACACCAUGAACACCGUGAACAGCAUGAACACCAUGAACACCAUGAACAGCAUGAACACCAUGAACAGCAUGAACACCAUGAACAGCAUGAACAGCUACCACACCAUGAACAGCAUGAACACCAUGAACAGCAUGAACAGCAUGAUAACCAUGAACACCAUGAACAGCAUGAACACCAUGAACAGCUACCACACCAUGAACAGCUACCACACUAUGAACAGCAUGAACACCAUGAACAGCAUGAACACCAUGAACAGCAUGAACACCAUGAACAGCUACCACACCAUGAACACCAUGAACACCAUGAACAGCAUGAACACCAUGAACAGCUACCACACCAUGAACAGCAUGAACAGCAUGAACACCAUGAACAUCAUGAACACCAUGAACAGCUACCACACCAUGAACAGCAUGAACACCAUGAACAGCAUGAACACCAUGAACAGCAUGAACACCAUGAACAGCAUGAACAACAUGAACAGCAUGAACAGCAUGAACACCAUGAACAGCAUGAACACCAUGAACAGCAUGAACAGCAUGAACACCAUGAACAGCAUGAACACCAUGAACAGCAUGAACAGCAUGAACAGCAUGAACACCAUGAACACCAUGAACAGCAUGAACACCAUGAACAGCAUGAACAGCUACCACACCAUGAACAGCAUGAACAGCAUGAACACCAUGAACACCAUGAACAGCAUGAACACCAUGAACAGCUACCACACCAUGAACAGCUACCACACCAUGAACAGCAUGAACACCAUGAACAGCAUGAACACCAUGAACAGCAUAAACACCAUGAACAGCUACCACACCAUGAACACCAUGAACAGCAUGAACACCAUGAACAGCUACCACACCAUGAACAGCAUGAACACCAUGAACAGCAUGAACACCAUGAACAUCAUGAACACCAUGAACAGCUACCACACCAUGAACAGCAUGAACACCAUGAACACCAUGAACAGCUACCACACCAUGAACAGCAUGAACACCAUGAACAGCAUGGACACCAUGAACAGCAUGAACAACAUGAACAGCAUGAACAGCAUGAACACCAUGAACAGCAUGAACACCAUGAACAGCAUGAACAGCAUGAACACCAUGAACAGCAUGAACACCAUGAACAGCAUGAACACCAUGAACACCAUGAACAGCAUGAACAGCAUGACCACCAUGAACACCAUGAACAACAUGAACACCAUGAACAGCUACCACACCAUGAACACCAUGAACACCAUGACCACCAUGAACAGCAUGAACACCAUGGACACCAUGAACACCAUGAACACCAUGAACAGCUACCACACCAUGAACAGCAUGAACACCAUGAACAGCAUGAACACCAUGAACAGCAUGAACACCAUGAACAGCUACCACACCAUGAACACGAUGAACAGCAUGAACACCACGAACAGCAUGAACACCAUGAACAGCUACCACACCAUGAACAGCAUGAACACCAUGAACACCAUGAACAGCAUGAACACCAUGAACAUCAUGAACACCAUGAACAGCUACCACACCAUGAACAGCAUGAACACCAUGAACACCAUGAACAGCUACCACACCAUGAACAGCAUGAACACCAUGAACAGCAUGAACACCAUGAACAGCAUGAACAACAUGAACAGCAUGAACAGCAUGAACACCAUGAACAGCAUGAACACCAUGAACAGCAUGAACAGCAUGAACACCAUGAACAGCAUGAACACCAUGAACAGCAUGAACAGCAUGAACACCAUGAACAGCAUGAACACCAUGAACAGCAUGAACACCAUGAACACCAUGAACAGCAUGAACAGCAUGACCACCAUGAACACCAUGAACAACAUGAACACCAUGAACAGCUACCACACCAUGAACACCAUGAACACCAUGACCACCAUGAACAGCAUGAACACUAUGAACACCAUGAACACCAUGAACAGCUACCACACCAUGAACAGCAUGAACACCAUGAACAGCAUGAACAGCAUGAACAGCAUGAACAGCAUGAACACCAUGAACACCAUGAACACCAUGAACAGCUACCACACCAUGAACAGCAUGAACACCAUGAACAGCAUGAACAGCAUGAACACCAUGAACAGCAUGAACACCAUGAACACCAUGAACAGCAUGAACAGCGUGGAGCGAAACUGUGCACAUACGCAGGUAGUGUGA
This is a messenger RNA of Oncorhynchus kisutch (coho salmon), 2772 nucleotides long. RefSeq lists its product as uncharacterized. The record is from RefSeq and is a predicted model, not a curated record. The transcript has a single exon. NCBI's taxonomy places the organism in Eukaryota, Metazoa, Chordata, Actinopteri, Salmoniformes, Salmonidae. Bases 1 to 2772 code for a protein of 923 amino acids.